AAGGCUUUAACUGACAACCGCAAGUUUGGAGAGCUUUGGAAAUAGAAUGGAACCUAAGGCCUUUUUAAAAAAAAAACAGUAUCCCUGGUAAUGAGUUUAAAGCCAAAUCCUUUCGAUCAGAAGCCAAAGAAGAAACGGCAGGAGGCCACACUGGAAGCCAAGCCCAAAAAAUCCAGAGUGAAAAAACAAGAGGAAUCGAGCCCGACAGAAGAGCCCAAUGCCCCUGCUCAGGCUGCUGUUAGAAAAGUGAGAAAGAAGAAAGAGGAGAAACCAGCAGUAGAGAGUGAGAAAGACUCCUAUGCCAAAUUAAUAAAAUAUCCCAAGAAAAAGAAAGAAAACCCCUCAACUCAUUCCACGGUUGCAAAGGCUGCAAAAAAGAAACAAGACUCCGAAGAGUAUGAAGAUGAAGAGGAGGAGGAAGAAGAAGAGGUAGAAAGUGAAGAUCCACCAAAAAAGCCAAAAAGGAAGAUCCACAAAGAUACUCCAUCAGGUGAAGCUAAGGAAAGGAAGCCCAAAAGUAAAGGAGACAAAGCUGAAUCAGAUGCCAAGACAAAAAUUGCCAAGCCACUGAAGAAGGAGCCACCCUCUGUGUUCCAAGUGAGCGGGGACAAGAAAGACAAAAAAGUCAAAAAGAAAGAUCUGAAAAAUAGUGAGGCAGAAGAUGAUUCUGAUUCUAGUGCCAAGCCAAUUAAAACUGAAAAAAAGAAGAGUGCAGCUUCCAUGUUUCAGGCCGGGGGAGAAGGCCUCAAGGAGAAGAAAACCAAGAAGAAAGCUCCCCGCAAAGCCACUGAAAAGGACAGUGAUGAAGAGCCCCCAGAAGCAGCUCAGAAGAACACUAACAGGAAAGGAAAAGCAAAGAAGUCCAAGAAGAAGGACGAGAGACCCCCUUCGCCAGUGAUUGAAGUGGACAAUCUGGAGGAGUUUGUGUUGCAGCCUGCUCCUCAGGGAGUGACCAUCAAGUGUCGGGUCACUCGAGACAAGAAGGGGAUGGAUCGAGGCCUCUAUCCUACGUACUACCUUCACCUUGAUAAUGACAAGAAGGUCUUCUUGCUGGCUGGUCGAAAGCGCAAAAAAAGCAAGACCUCUAAUUACCUGGUUUCCAUUGAUCCCACUGACUUGUCUCGAGACGGAGAGAACUUUAUUGGAAAGCUCAGAUCUAAUUUGAUGGGCACCAGGUUUUCAGUGUUUGAUAAUGGUGUAAAUCCUGACAGAGGUAAUGCUGAUUGGUCAAAUGUGCGCCAGGAGCUUGCAGCAGUUGUUUAUGAGACAAAUGUAUUAGGGUUCAAGGGACCCCGAAAAAUGACAGUGGUCAUCCCUGGAAUGAAUUCCGACAAUGAGAGGGUGCCAAUCCGACCCCGAAAUGAUAAUGAUGGGCUACUCGUGAGGUGGCAGAAUAAGAUAAUGGACAACUUAAUUGAACUGCACAACAAAGCCCCCGCGUGGAAUGAAGAGAUCCAGUCCUAUGUGCUGAACUUCCACGGCAGAGUUACUCACGCCUCUGUCAAGAACUUCCAGAUUGUGCACAGCAAUGACCCGGACUACAUUGUUCUGCAGUUUGGCCGUGUGGCUGAUGAUGCUUUUACCAUGGACUACAACUAUCCACUUUGUGCUGUGCAAGCAUUUGCUAUUGCCCUGUCCAGCUUUGAUGGGAAACUGGCCUGUGAAUAGCACACAGGCCUAAGUUGUACUGAGUCUGAGCCAGCGAGACAAAAUUCCUUCUAUCUGGACUGGCCACUGCAGCUGGCCAGUGUUAGCUGGAUGAUGUAAAGCAACUGGAAAUCUUGCAGAAUCUGGAAGCAGGAAUCGCAGCUCAACUGGCAUUACUAAGUGCUGCCAGUACGCAACUGCAGAAAAUCUUGAAGAAUCUUUGAACAUCCAUGGAGUAGGGUUUAGCAGAGAACGUCAUAUGUAUGCAUAUACCCCUGGCAUUUGCCUUGUGAAAGAAACAAUGUUCAAACAGCUGCUUUAAGCUGCAGUAUUUUGGACCAUGACUCUAGGAUAUUAUAGCAUUUUUGUAUUCUCUGUUAAUUUACUCACUCCCAAGGGAUCUGGAACCAGCUAAUGGGCUCAGGCUAUCAAAUAGUCACUUCCUGUAUAUACAUACUUAACAACCAAGACUAGCUGUUGUUUGAUCCUUUGAAUCCCAGGAACAGUUGACUUUUUAAAAAGAUUCUCUACAGGGGUCUGUGUGAGUGCUGUAUUUGGUCAACUACAUUUUAAAUGGAAAAAGGAAGCUUUUCCCCCUGUACUGAUAAUGACCAAUAAAAGAGCAACUGGUGGGACAAGG
Molecule: messenger RNA, 2287 nt
Organism: Hemicordylus capensis (graceful crag lizard)
Lineage: Eukaryota; Metazoa; Chordata; Lepidosauria; Squamata; Cordylidae
Gene: TULP1
Product: TUB like protein 1
Exons: 13
Coding region: 91-1668 (525 amino acids)
Biological process (GO): protein localization to cilium
Cellular component (GO): cilium
Molecular function (GO): actin filament binding
Source: RefSeq, a predicted model, not a curated record